Molecule: messenger RNA, 7849 nt
Organism: Pecten maximus
Lineage: Eukaryota; Metazoa; Mollusca; Bivalvia; Pectinida; Pectinidae
Product: nuclear envelope pore membrane protein POM 121C-like
Exons: 13
Coding region: 47-4342 (1431 amino acids)
Source: RefSeq, a predicted model, not a curated record
AGCGGUAAUCUUAAACUUUAAUUUUUACCGCGUGUGGAAAUCAAGCAUGCAGCUUGAUUUUAAGAUUUUACUUGUGAUUUUAAUUUUGUCAUUUUUUAUUAUUUAUAUUUUAUCAUAUUUUAGCUUUAUUACGAUUUUAAUUUCCACUUUUAUUAGUGUCUUCAUCCUCAUCAUCUUCGGUAGGUCAAUCGGUGAACGUUGUGCAACGAAACUGAAGUCACCGGCAAAUUUAGAAUUUUCAUUGUCGACAAAAAAGAAAAAGAAGAGUUUGUCACAUUCACAAACAGGGACGAAAUAUCAUAAAUAUUCAAAGGAUAUUUCUACAGAUGAAAACAUGCAUAGAAAUGGAUUUUCAAAUACUUCUUUCAACGAUAAAAAGUUUGACAGAUCGUUCGAUAAAUGGCGGUCUCCUGUCACUAAUUCCCCUGGUGUUCGUUCUCCUGGAAUUCGUGUCGCAUCGCCUGUAGCUGGAACAGGACUAAGAACUCGAAAAGCAAGUCAGCUUAUUUCAAGGAGACAUUCGUUUUCUGUGAAACCCAUAGACACUACAACACAUUCCGAUAGUAACACGAGAAUACCAUUUCUACCAACUAUCAAAAGAGCAUUGGGUCUGGAGACGAUUGUUAGCCCAAGGUAUACUGCCAAAGAUGACUACAGCAGCUAUACAAGUCACCCUGAGACUGCCUCUCCGGGGUUUGUCCCUGCCGUCCGACUGUCCAAUCAUGAUCGUCACCCACUCUCCAAAGUACGAUCCUCCUCUGUACGAAGUCCAAAUACUAUAAAAAUAGCUCCCCCAGAUCCUCACAAGCUUGGCAGUCCAAGGGUGUUAGAAGUAAGAAAAAAAGAUACAGUGACAGAUGACAACAGAAAAACACCCGACAUGCAGUCGGUUCUCACCGCCCUGAAGGAGAAAAGGAGAAAAAGAACAGCUGGCCCAUCUGAAGAAGAUAACUUCUGCCCAGAGGUACAAACCCAAAAAUCCAAGAGAAGACGACAGGAAAGUCAACAGUCCAAUGCGUCCACAUCUUCAUUACCUCCCCUGCCUGCCUCCCUUCCAGACCUUUCUGAUUACACUAUACCACGUCUGGAAACACCCUCCCUGAAGAGGGCGGCAGCUCCAGAGGUUUCAGAGUGGGAUGGUAGAGGAAGUACUGCCAAACGACUACGACAGGAGGGGCGGUACAACUCCAUUUCCAGCUCGCUGAGUUCCAGUCGAUAUCUGGAGAGACAUAACCGCAGUUAUAGCCCAAGACCAGACUGGUCCCAGGAAUCUACAGCUGAAUUGAAACGAGCUAUCCAAAGAGAAAUCAACAAAAUUACCCAGGAAAUGCCAAGUGACUUAGUUACAAGUCUACGACUGCAGUGUGAGGGUGUACAAGACCAAAGUGGUAAAGAAAACAUGGAUAUUCCGGUUAGCACAACUGCUCAGGAUCCUGAUUCCUCACUGUCUUCUCUUCAAAGGGCAGAAACAGUGAUGCUGAAACCAAGCUUAGAUAAUGAAGACCAAUCAUUGGAUGUUUCAACCUCGGAUACUUCUUUGCUCAACCAAUCACAGAACAAAUCAAUAAAUAUGAGAGAGAAAGUGACGCUGAACAAGAGUUUCUCUGUCCGUAAACGUCAGAUGUCUCUGUACUCAGGCCUCAACAAGUCCUUUUCAAAAGUUCCCAAGUCUAAUGUGGUAGCCUGCAUGGAGGACUAUGAAGCGGAUCGUGAGGCAGAGCAACGAAGAGUUGAACAGAUGCUGGAAGACAUUGUGUCUACUGAGGAGACAGACAAGAGUAAGAACAAAGGGAGUGUUCUGAGUGUGAAAAAUUCAGUCGUAUCUACAGCGAUCAUCACGCCGACAGCUGUUUCUUCUACGUCCAAAACAGCUGCAGCAACUGGCGUACCAAAUCUGUCUGUGAACUCCUUGUUUGUGCCGAAAUCGGCAAGCACAUCUACAACAACACCAGCUACAGCUCAGGUAUCCACACCACAGCAGGCGGGAUCGGUAAUAACUUCUACCCAGAGUUUCACACUGCCAUCCAGUCCACUGACCUCUUCUACAAUGACAACCACUGUAAAUAACAUAUUACAGAACACUUCCGUGGCAUCAGCUCCCAGCAACAACCUGAUUGCUGGACUUUCUAGCAGUACCACUACUUGUGCUCCCAGCACUACAGUAGCCUCUGUCUCAAGCUCUAAGGAUAGUGGCGGCUUUUCUAUUGGAAAUGUGGCCACUCCAGUGAAAACAAUCACAAGCACACAAAGUGACAAAAAUUCUACCCUGUUAACAAACUUUGGACAACAGAUGGCUGAGCCAGGGACGGUAGGUGCAGCACUUGCUAGUGCUGUAGCUGCAGCAUACUCUCCAAAAGCUCCAGAAGGGUUAAACUUCGGUGCAGCAAAUCCAAGCAAAAACACUUCUGCUCCCUCACACUUUGGUGGUGUUACCAAUAUAGCUGUCACAGCUGUAGAACCUAGGCUUCACAGUAAUAUACCAAGUACAGCUGUGUCGGCUGGCUUUGGAAGUGUUCUUACAACACCUGUAGCCUCUUCAGUUGGUUCCACAGGAAACACUGUGGUUACUUCAGCAUUCAGUGUCUCCACUGGAAACACGACUGGAUUUUCGUUUGGAGCUCCUAACAGUGUUAACCAACCUGGCACUAGUGCCGCUUUGUUUGGUAACACAACUCAGUCUGUACCCGCAGCUACUUUAAAUAGUAACACAAGCACAAAUCCCACCUUUAGUGCCAACAAUUUUCAAAGUUCAACUGCAACCACAUUUGGAACUGGGACGGCAACAACUCAGCCAAAAUUCAAUCCAGUUUUUGGAACCCCAAAUCCAACUUCUCAGGCAAAUAUGUUCAGCGCACCCGUUGGAAAUCCACCUGCCUUUGGUAGUGCUGUUCCUACAUUUGCCGCACCACAGAACAAGCCGACCUUUGGAAGUCCUGCACCAGAAGUCACUAAGGCAACUGGGGGAUUCAAUUUUGGAGGUGGAGCUACCUCAGCUGUUAAAGGGCCCGUAUUUGGAGCUGCUAACAAUUCGGAAGUGAGCACCGCAGCCUUUACUCCUGCAUCUGCAACAACAGCACCAUCUACCUUAAGUUUUGGCGCUCCAAUUCAGACUACUACAGCUGCUUCAACCUUCAAUUUUGGGAAUAACCCAACAACACAACCUACAAAUUCAGCCAAUUUUAAUUUUGGUACUUCAAAUUCAACAACAACAGCAACUUCUACUUUCAAUUUUGGAGGGGCAUCAAAUUCAAACCCACAAACAACAUCAAGUUUCAAUUUUGGAGGGACAUCAAAUCCAAACCCACAAACAACAUCAAGUUUCAAUAUUGGAGGAGCAUCAAAUCCAAACCCACAAACAACAUCAAGUUUCAAUUUUGGAGGGACAUCAAAUCCAAAACCACAAACAACAUCAAGUUUCAAUAUUGGAGGAGCAUCAAAUCCAAACCCACAAACAACAUCAAGUUUCAAUUUUGGAGGGACAUCAAAUCCAAAACCACAAACAGCAUCAAGUUUCAAUUUUGGAGGGACAUCAAAUCCAAACCCACAAGCAACAUCAAGUUUCAAUUUUGGAGGAGCAUCAAAUUCAACAACUACUGCAUCAACAUUUAAUUUCGGGGCUACAGCAUCGACAACAUCGUCUUUCAAUUUUGGAACAAAUGCAGCAAGCACUGCAGGGACUGCUCCAGCUUUCGGAGUGGCAAAUCCUCAAGUCGGUACUGCAUCUGUGUUCGGAGGUUCCAAGGCCCAGUCCAGUGGCACAUUCCAAAGUGGCAUGACAAAGUCUGGUUCGGCUCCAGCCUUCGGUGACACUGGUCCUAGUUUUGGCAGUGGACCCAAGCCUUCAAAUCCAUUUGGAACAUCUUCCUCUGUAGCUUUCAGUGGCAAUACGGCACCAGCUGCUCCCCAGCCAGCUACCGGUGGCAAUACUGUGUUUGGCUUUGGAGCCCCUGCCCAACAACCAAGUGGUAAUAGCGCUGGUGGCUUUAACUUCAGUGCCACAGGGGCAGGAAGCGCGACUACUCCAUUUAACUUUGGUGGGAAUACAGCGUCAAAUAGCUUUGGAGCAGGAGGUGGGAAAACAGCGUCAAAUAGCUUUGGAGUAGGAGGUGUGAAUACAGCGUCAAAUAGCUUUGGAGUAGGAGGUGGGAAUACAGCGUCAAAUAGCUUUGGAGUAGGAGGUGUGAAUACAGCAUCAAAUAGCUUUGGAGCAGGUUCUCCAGCUCCUGGAUUUGGUCAAGCAUCCAGUACACCUGGUCAAGGCAUGUUUACUGUCGGAGCUAGUAACUCGGCAACCAAGCCUCGCACCAUGACCAAAGCAAAGCGAAGAGGUGCUAGGAGAUGAGGGGAAAUUGAACAGACUCUUCAAGAAAAGAAAAUUUGAUUCAGCUUCAGUCUUGUGCUACAUUUGUCAAGAUCUUGCUAGUAGGUCAAAAUGAAUGCAGUACUGUGUCUGUACAUGGGAAGUACAGAUAUUAUUUGACCAUGAAUAUUGGAAUCUGAAGGAAUAAUAGAUGAUAUCCGAUUCUGUUACAAUUGUGUGAUUCUGUCUAGGGUGUUUUGAAAAUUAACAGUCCUUAAUAUAACAUGUAUGUAUGUUUAUUGGAAGGCGGAGAAAAACUUCACCUUAUUCCAAAACACUGCAGAUGGAACUUUCAAAUCAUAGAUAUACAAUGAUUGACGCACAAGUUUAAAUAGGUACCGAGUGAAAAUACUGAUCCUCUCAAGAGAUGGCCUAACUAUAUAAUGAUGCUAUCUAUAGGGCAACCAGUAAAUAUAUGGAUGCUCUCUGACUCACUAAGCUAAGAUAUUGGUUCUUGAGGAGGCUAUAAAAUUCCAACAUAUCGUCUCAAUAAAGAGCAUAAUCAUUUUGUCAUUACAUGUAUUUGAUGUUGCCACACCUUGCUCUUGAUCUAGACCAAGGAUAUGUAAACUCUAGCAUGAUCUUUUUACUUUACUUGAGUUUAACGAGCAUAUUUAUGUUUAAUCUGGCCAUUGCAGAAAAUGCAGAUUUAUAGAAUUGAUAUGCAUAGAAAUAUUCGCGUAGAAAUACAAUGUAUUCAUAUUUUUAUACACCCGUCAAAUUUGAUGGAGAGUAUUAUGGUAUGGCAUUGUCCGUCCGUCUGACUUUCAGUUUUGUUUGUCCGUAGAUCUUUUACCUUUUUUGACUGAUCUCAACUUUGUAUGCAUUAUAAUCAUGUAGUUGCAUUUUCUUGAAAGGAAUUUGAUUUAUCUAUUUUUGCAAAAGUGUGUAAAAAACGCCGAUCCCAACACCGAGAUUCAUUCUAUGGUCCGAUUUAUUGAAGAACAUUGUUGACAUGUUUCGGCUGUAGGGUAGCCGUGUUCUGAUGACGCCUACCUUACAGCCGAAACAUGUCAACGAAGCUCUCCAAUGAUUCGGACCAUUGAAUGAAUCUACAUGUUGGGCUAGCCGGUUUUACACACUCAUUACCUGGAUAUUUGGUGACAUAUGUAUCCAUGGCAGAUUCGUCUGAGGCCAACUCGAUUUGUACUCUUCUCCUUCUAGAAUAUAACUUCCGGUCACUCGAUUUGUAGCUCUUCCGCUUCUGGAAGAUCUUCUACCUCUUCCAUCUCGAAGCUUCUUCCAAGAUGGCGGUGACCAUAAUUAAGUGUGCGAGUGAUGAGUUUCACUAGAGAAGGAUUUAUGGCACAUACAUGCACAAGUUUGUGUCACAGUAUUUGAGAAAACUUAGCUGGGAUAUGUUCUUCUGGUUUACACAAUUUACAUAUAACGGAAUGCGAUCUUCUUAUAAGGCUUCUCUUCCGAGGAGGGUGCAAAUCAAGUUGGCCUUGGGAUUGCUGCAACUCUAUACCAUCUGGGACGGUGUGUCUCCACCUCGACCCCCUCUGUAUAUUUUGCAAAAGUUAUUACCCUUUGUUAAUUCUCGUACUUCAAUCUUCUUCCCCAACAGUCUUCUGCCAAUACCUUAGAAACUGGUAUGAAUUGGUAGGGACAUUGAUGUUAUAGUUGUAUAAUGAAUUGGAGACUCACAGACUUCGGAUUACUUCUAUUCCUCAAAUAUAACUUUGUAGUGAAGCACGAGGGUUAAAACAUGCCACAUAACCUCUCAUAAGGUGAUGCAUAUCAUAUUUCAGUGCGAGAUAUUAUAUAACUCUACAUGUGUGUGGCAUUUGACGGGGGGAAAUAAUGUUUAGCCCCGUUAGGAAAAAAAUUUGAUAGGGAAAACAUGUGGGAAAAUUUUUGAUAGGGAAAACAGGCUAUUUUUUCUUGUAAAGUGUGGCAAAAACUUGUUGUGCAUGGAGAGACAAAUAAAUUAUAAACUUGUGUUGCCUGUAUUAUUCCAAGGAAUUUGUUUGUAGCACUAAUGAUAAUGUUGUCAGUAAAAGUGUCGUGAUUGCUGAAGUAUAUUUACUUAAACAUAAAAGUUUAUUAAACACAGUUGUAAUCUCAUUGAAUAGGUGGUUGAUGUAAUUCAAUAUACCUCCCAAAUAAAUGCUGUAAAUCUCCAUAUUUUUUGUGAAUACUUAUUUUUGCAUAUAAGUACUUACUUUUAAUUGUUAUGCUUUAAUCAAUGCAUUAAAAUUGUAUUCCAUUAUGUUUCACAAAGUGAAAAAAAUCUAGAUAGAAUUAUUAUCAUUUUCUCUCUUUUUGAAUGAUGCAAAGAUAUGUAUAUCAUGAAAUAUGGCAGAUUGACAGUAUAUUUAUGUGUGUACCGUCAAUGUUUGUACUUGUAAUCAAGGUGCUGUUAAAGUUUGCCAUUGUAUCUUGUUCUUGUGUGUAUAAAUAUUGAGUGAUGACGAAACAGCUACCAACAUAGUAACAAUUUAUGUAUGCUGGAACAUCUCUAAAAUCACAAGAAAAAGAAGUACCUGAUAAUUUUGGAGAUUUUAUCUCUGUUCCACUGGAGUAAUUUUCCAUAUAUGGAAUCUGUUAUAUAAUAUCACAAAAUUCAUUAUUUGCAUACAAACAUAAUUAUUUUGACAGAUAAAGGGUACAUACUACAACUUGUGUCACCAUCAUGAGAUUUUGUUCCAGUUUAUAUAAAUCACCUAAUGUAAUUUCCUGUGUAUAGCCCCCUGUGUAAAGCCCACAGGCUAUAUGUUAUUUUACAUCUGGAGAUAUCUUUUGAUGGCUAUCUGGAUUUUUUAGAUUUUUUUUUUAAAUAGUGUAGAAAAAAUGUGAUGUAUUUAUUUGUUCCUGAUUUAUACACAAAUCAUUAUAACAGAUAAAAGUUCUGUUGGGUUUUUUCUAUAUAGAAAAAGGAAAAUAGUGUUCACUGUUCAUGGCAAUAAAUAUUUGAUCGUAAAUACUACAUUCGUUUUCUUUGGUUCAUGCACAAAAAAACAAAUGUAUAUGGAUUUAACUGUUAAUUAAUUUCACCAAAGGCUCAAAAAUAACUUAUUUUGCAUUUUGUGGGCAAUACACAGGAAGUUAUGGUAAUCCUUUGAAGGAGUUAUGGUGUUCAAAAUUUUAGUAUUUGAACAAAGCAAUCAAAUAUAAAAAUAUUAUUACUGCUGGAAUUACACCUGCAGUCCAAUGCUUUACAUGCUCGAUUGGCAGGGAAAGCAACUCAAACAAUUUAGUGAUAUACAUGUACCCUUUACCUUAGAAUGAACAUUACAAAUUCCUAUUGUGAAAAAUGGUUCAUAUAUAUAAAUGCAGUCAUCAUUGUAUGGUCAUCUUUUGGAAGAGAAAUUGUUAUGUCUUUUUUUAUUUUCUUUAAUUUAUGUGCUUGUUAUUAUCGAUAAACAUGUUGUAUGAAAUACACAAAAAUAACUGGUCUGAAAUUUGAUUUUUCAAUCUGUCAAAUCAUGGUGAUGACAAUUUGUUUUGUAAAAUCGCAAACAUUAAAUAUUUUGAAAAUGGAAA